This is a messenger RNA of Plodia interpunctella (Indianmeal moth), 1451 nucleotides long. It is a transcript of the gene mei-W68, whose product is annotated as meiotic recombination protein W68. The transcript is spliced from 9 exons. Gene Ontology annotation, molecular function: DNA topoisomerase type II (double strand cut, ATP-hydrolyzing) activity; ATP binding; DNA binding. The record is from RefSeq and is a predicted model, not a curated record. Gene Ontology annotation, cellular component: nuclear chromosome. Gene Ontology annotation, biological process: meiotic DNA double-strand break processing; meiotic DNA double-strand break formation; reciprocal meiotic recombination. Bases 120 to 1451 code for a protein of 443 amino acids. Lineage: Eukaryota; Metazoa; Arthropoda; Insecta; Lepidoptera; Pyralidae.
UGUUCGCUCAACUUCGCAUAAAAACUCUCAAGGAGCUGUCCCAUUGUCUCGUGGCCCUUUACGAGCUCCGUUUUGUGACGCUGUUAUUGUUUGCGGUUGAUAAACAUCUCGCCACUAGAAUGGACUUAAUGAAUAAAGAUCUGGCAUUGACAAGGGAUUUAGCAUUGAAUCCAAUAACUGAGUUUAGACAAAAUGCGAAACUGGUAGCGGCUAUUAACAAGCUUUUUUGUGGAAAUGAGCUUGGUGGAAAUAUGAUUGAUGUAAACGUUAAAUUACCUGAUAGGAAACUGAACUUUGGGGAAGUCCAAGAACUUUUGAAUUCAGCUAAUAGAUUGGAGAAACCACUUGUUCAACCUAAUUCGUUGCUGACAGAAACUACCGAUGCCAAGAAAAAGCUUAUGAAGAAAAUUGAAUCAAUUCUUGGUAAUAUUAAUAGAAUUGCUGAGCAAGGAGAUAUUCCCAAAUUGAUGAUAAGAAAUCAAAGACUUUGGAGCAAUUGUAUCUACGAUCUAGAUCGAGUUACGCUAAAAUCUUUCAACGAUGCCAAAAAGACCACCAUUUGUUACUCCAGUAAUGAAGAUAAAACGAGGUUUAACAUAAUAGUUUUAGUUUUAACUAAGGUCCACGAGCUGCUAUCAAAGAAUUUAACCGUAACCAGAAGGGAGCUAUUUUACCAGAACGUGAUAAGAUUUCGCAAUCAGAGCAACCUAGAUGUAGCUGUGCGAGAUGUGUGCUGUUUACUGGAGACUCCUCCCUGGACCCUGGGCAUCGUAGCCACAGCCAAGGGGCUGAUAGCUGGCCCUCUCACCAUAGUGCAGAGGAAUGGCAGUGUUAUAGAUUGUAUGGCUGCUGGAGGCACACUGAUUCCUCAAGAUAUUGAAGGGAUCAAAGAAUUUAAAUCAUCAGCAAAAUAUAUUUUAGUCGUAGAAAAGGACGCUGUAUUUCAAAAAUUGUUGGACGAAGGCGCCCUUGUCAGAUUAGGACCUGUGAUUAUCAUGACGGGCAAGGGUUAUCCAGAUGUAUGCAGUCGUCAGAUGCUGUGCCGGUUGUGUCGUGAGCUUCAACUGAAGGCUCUAGCGUUAGUAGAUGCUGACCCCCAUGGAUUUGAAAUAUUUCUUACUUACAAAUACGGAUCUUUGGCUCAAUCUCAUCUAUCUACGUCUUUGGCGUGUACUUCCUUGUUGCUUCUUGGCGCUCGUCUGCAAGACGUCAUGACUUUAGCUCCCAACGAGGCGCGUCUGAUGAUGACUGAUCUGGAUAAGAGGAAACUUGCUGCUUUGUUACGAAGACCGUAUUUGGCAAAUGAAACAGGAUCUAGAAUCAGGGAAGAACUAAACACCAUGUUCACCAGUGGCAUCAAGGCUGAGAUAGAGGCUAUGGCUCCGACUGCAGCUGCGUUGUGCGAUGCCUACUUACCUUCUAAACUUAUCCAAGCAGAAUAUUUGGGUUAA